This is a messenger RNA of Ctenocephalides felis (cat flea), 810 nucleotides long. Its product is annotated as chromosome-associated kinesin KIF4-like. The record is from RefSeq and is a predicted model, not a curated record. Gene Ontology annotation, molecular function: microtubule motor activity; ATP binding; microtubule binding. Gene Ontology annotation, biological process: microtubule-based movement; mitotic spindle organization. Bases 1 to 810 code for a protein of 269 amino acids. The transcript is spliced from 5 exons. Lineage: Eukaryota; Metazoa; Arthropoda; Insecta; Siphonaptera; Pulicidae.
AUGGACAGCGCAAGCGAAUGGGCAAAAAGCAACAAAGAGAAAGCGGCAUUAUUCGCGAACUAUUUAAAAACUGUUUUUUCUACUGCUGGUAACCAAACCGACCAAGAAGCUAACGACGCACUCAUGAUAGAUAACCCUUUAGUAACACGUAUGGCUGAUUCUGCUGUUAGUGUACAGGUGGCUUUAAGGAUAAGGCCUUUAGUCAAAUCCGAAAUUUCUAAAGGAUAUGUUAAAUGCCUCGAAACAGUGCCAAAUAAACCUCAAGUUUUAAUAAAAAAUCUUUCUUUUACUUACAACCAUGUAUUUCCACCAGAAGUUUCGCAAGCUGAAUUUUAUGACACUGCUGUUAAGGGUUUAGUUGAUGGAUUGUUUAAGGGCUACAAUGUGACAAUAUUAGCUUAUGGUCAGACUGGCUCCGGAAAAACUCAUUCCAUGGGCAUGGCUUAUUCAGUUGGACCAGUCGAGGAGAUGGGUGUUAUACCAAGAGCAGUAUCAUUUAUGGAAUUAUAUCAAGAACAAUUAUUUGAUCUUUUAUCAAAAUCAAAUAGAGAUCAAAGUAUAGUUGAUAUCAGAGAAGAUCAACAAAAAAGAAUUGUAAUUCCUGGAUUACCCGAAAUUGAAGUACGUAAUGCAAAAGAUACAUUAGAUUGUUUAGUUAGAGGAUAUCGUCGCAGAGCUGUAGGUGCAACUGCAAUGAACAGUCAUCCAGUAGAAGUCAUGCAAUAUUCACUAUCCAUAUACAACAGCGAAAAAUCAGCGAUAAAAAAUCAAGAUCAACAAGAUAACCAUUUAUCUCAGCAGACAGGCUGA